AUGUCCUUCUAAUUCAAAAUAUAUUAACUGGGCUGGUGUAUCCAAUUUCUUCUUGAAUCACCAUCCAAAAGGCUACAGGUUAAUUCAUAAACGCCCAUAUUGCGCUGCAUAUUGCAUUGCCCCAGGGGAGAGGGGAAAAAAAACCCCAAACCCUAGUGACGCAACAAUGUUUACUCUGGCCCCUUGGAGACAGCAGAAAGAGGAAAACCCCUGAGCUUAUUGAAAGAUGCAGAUUGGGAGAACAGCAAAGGAAGGCAGUCUCCGUCUUCGGGAUUUCCCAUAGGGGUCAAGCCAUCACUGCCUGGCAAGGAGUGUUACGCUUGACGUGGGCGAAUUCCCCACUUUCCUUGCGAGAAAAAGGAAGGAGGGCGCCCACCACAGUCCCUCCCCGCCAGAGGUCAGACAAAUUCGUUCAAUAGCUAGGCAAAAAACCUCCCCUUUGGUCGCCACAGCAACGCCUCACCAUCUGCAGCCGCGCCGAGCGGUUCCCUUUGCCUCUGGAUUGGCGCUGCGAGUCAGGAGGGGAAACCCAGCGCUCGCCCCGCUCCCUUCCGCUCUCUCUGUUUUUCCCGGGCAGGAUCGAGGGCGGCCGUGAGAACUGCGCUCCGGCUUAAGCACAAGAAUUCUUAACACGCGCCUUGUUUUCGCUCCCCUGCGCGCCUUCGGCCGUCUCCUUCUGCACCGCGCCGCCGCAGUUACCGCAGCAACAUGGGCUCGACCCCGGACAGCCACGAGAUGAACGGGCUGACCACGGCAAUGGGGAACGGGAAUGGCAACGCCGGCGGCGACGCGACGCCUCCAGACGAGGGUCGAAGACAGUGGCUUCGGACAAAUAGACAAAUUAACAUGAACCAUUAUGCCAAUAAGAAGAGUGCAGCCGAAAGCAUGUUGGAUAUUGCUUUGCUCAUGGCCAACGCAUCCCAGCUGAAAGCGGUGAUGGAGCAAGGACCCUCUUUCGGAUUCUAUGCUCCCCUGAUCACUCUCAUCAGCAUCUCACUCGCACUUCAGAUUGCAGUUGGCGUGCUCCUAAUAUUCCUUGUUAAAUAUGACCUUAAUAAUCCUGCAAAACAUGCCAGGCUGGACUUUCUCAAUAACCUUGCCACUGGACUGGUGUUUGUUAUAGUAGUUGUCAAUAUAUUUAUCACUGCUUUUGGAGUUCAGAAGCCGUCUAUCCCAGAACAGAAAGCAUAGAAAGAGGCCAACAUUCUUUAAAAUUCUGAAGACAGUAUCUGUAUUUUGUGCCAGUUUCGCUUGGAUGAAGAAACUCAACAAGGAUGUCUUUCUAUGAGUUGGAUUAUUUAUCAGAAAGGCCAUUUUAUAUAUGUUCUUGAUCUUAUAAAAAUGAUGGGCUGCCAUUUGGAGGAAAACUGAUUUUUAUUUGUAGCGUAAAGAGUUGCAACCAAAGAUGCUUGCACUGAACUUUCCACAUAAACCUAAUAGUAUUGCUUCAGGAAAAACCACAGUGUAAAUCCCGGAGACUUUCUUAUGACCAUUGAAACUCAGUCCUCAUGCCUUCACAGAAAUGCUGAACCAAGAAUGAGAGCAUCUAUAUAUGAAAGCAUGGACUUUGCAUAGGUAGUGAAAGACCCAUGUGCAUUUCAGCAUUAAACAGUAAUUUUGUCUACAAAACUUUCAAAUCUCAAUGAAUUAUGUAGAUAUAAAACCCAAAUUGUUCAUUAUUUAUAUAAUUUCGUAUGAAUAAUUAUAUCUGGUAGGGUGCAAUG
Molecule: messenger RNA, 1724 nt
Organism: Thamnophis elegans (Western terrestrial garter snake)
Lineage: Eukaryota; Metazoa; Chordata; Lepidosauria; Squamata; Natricidae
Gene: NINJ1
Product: ninjurin 1
Exons: 4
Coding region: 709-1191 (160 amino acids)
Biological process (GO): cell adhesion; tissue regeneration
Cellular component (GO): membrane
Source: RefSeq, a predicted model, not a curated record